Cercopithifilaria johnstoni is the source of this 1380-nucleotide messenger RNA. The record is from the annotation of a GenBank genome assembly. NCBI's taxonomy places the organism in Eukaryota, Metazoa, Nematoda, Chromadorea, Rhabditida, Onchocercidae.
AUGGCGUGGAAUAUAGUGCCUAUAUUAUUAGUAUUAUAUGGAUUUUUAAAAGAUUUCAAGCCUGGUGAACCAUUUCUAUUUAAAUAUCAAACUAAUUUUUUAAAUCUCACCGAAACACAACUUAAUGGUGAAAUAUAUCCAUAUUGGACAUAUAGCUAUUUGAUUACACUUAUUCCAAUAUUUUUAUUAACUGAUUUACUCCUUUAUAAACCAAUUUUAAUUUUAGAAAGUAUUGGUUAUAUGGUUUUCAGAAUUACAUUGGUAUUUGGUUCGGGUAUAUUUUUACAACAAAUUGGAAUGAGUUUUUAUGGUGUUGCAUCAGCAGCUGAAAUUGCCUUUUAUUCAUAUAUUUAUGCUAAAGUUAGAAAAAAUGAUUAUAAACGGUUAACAUCAUGGACACGAGCAUCAACAAUGGCUGGACGUACAUUUGGUUAUUUGUUAAGUCAAACAAUUGUAUUAACUGGUAUUGGUACUUAUUUAACCGUUAAUCAAAUUUCACUCAUCUCACCUGUUUUAGUAUUUAUAUUCGGUAUGUGUUUUCCACAGAUACAAUGGAAAUCAUUGAUCGAACGAAUUAAAAUUACCAAAGAUAUAGAAAGGUUUAAUGAACCGACGACAUAUAUGCAAUAUGUGAAAUUUCGAAUGGAAACAUUAUGGUCUAAUACAAAACAAAUCUAUGGGAUUGGAUUUGUAAGGAAAUGGUCACUUUGGUGGGCAAUGACAACCUGUAUGUCCUUACAGGUUAGCGCUUAUUCGCAAACAUUAUGGGGCGAAGUGCAAAGGGAGGAAACGACGACAUUUAAUGGAUUCGCAGAAGCAACUUAUACGGCUUGUGCUGCCAUUGCGAUAAUGCUGAUGAAUAUGAUAUCAAUUGACUGGGAUAAAUGGGGCGAAGCGGCAUUGGUACUAAUUUCAAGCGUCGAUUGCGCUUUGUUGUUACUAUUUAGCCAAGCGCAAACGAUCUACGUGAUGUAUAUCUGCUAUAUAUGUUAUCGUACACUCUACCAAGUGAUGAUAACUAUUGCACAAUGGAAUUUGGCCAAAAAGAUGGUCAGUGAAAGUUAUGCACUGAUAUUUGGCCUAAAUUCAUUUGUGGCACUUAUUUUACAAGCGCUCUUGACGAUGAUCGUUGUUGAUGAACAUGGUCUUGCUAUGAGAGUUAGAUCACAGUUUUUGGUAUACAGUAUCUAUCAUGCGGUAAUUGCUCUCAUUUUCCUCUUUUCAAUUGCGUGCAAUUUAAUAAAUCAUUAUCGAAAUCGAUUCGUAAUAUAUUCCUUUAAUCUGAAUACGAUGAAUCAUGAAAAUCUGCUUGAAAAGCUUGGGCAACCAGUUUUCACUAAUUCAAAUCCCGUAUUCCUUCAAUGUAUUUCAUAUCGGUGA